This is a messenger RNA of Brassica oleracea var. oleracea, 1571 nucleotides long. Its product is annotated as glucan endo-1,3-beta-glucosidase 8. The transcript is spliced from 2 exons. Gene Ontology annotation, cellular component: plasma membrane. The record is from RefSeq and is a predicted model, not a curated record. NCBI's taxonomy places the organism in Eukaryota, Viridiplantae, Streptophyta, Magnoliopsida, Brassicales, Brassicaceae. Gene Ontology annotation, molecular function: hydrolase activity, hydrolyzing O-glycosyl compounds. Gene Ontology annotation, biological process: carbohydrate metabolic process. Bases 111 to 1571 code for a protein of 486 amino acids.
UUGAACGUCUUCUUCGAUUCUACUCAUUUUUCCGCAAAGCACAAAACUUUCCAGGCACAUCAUCAAAACCACAGAUCUUCUUCCAAAGGCUACGAAAAAACAGAGGCAAAAUGAGUAAUCCACGUAAACAGAGCACCAUCUUCCUCUGCAUCACCAUAUCCUUCUUAUAUUUCUUCUCCAGCAACGUCUCCGCCUUGGGAGUAAACUGGGGAACAAUGGCCACCCACCAGCUACCUCCAAAAACGGUUGUACAGAUGUUAAAAGACAACAACGUACAAAAGGUAAAGCUUUUCGACGCCGACACAAACACCAUGGUAGCUCUUGCCGGCUCCGGCAUCGAAGUAAUGGUUGCCAUCCCUAACGACCAGCUCAAAGCCAUGGGAAACUACAACAGAGCUAAAGACUGGGUCCGAAGAAACAUCACUCGUUUCAACGACGACAUCAAAAUCAAGUACGUCGCCGUAGGGAACGAGCCCUUCUUAACAUCUUACAACGGAUCAUUCAUAAACCUAACGUAUCCAGCACUCUUCAACAUCCAAAAAGCACUAAACGAAGCCGGAGUCGGAGACUUCAUCAAAGCCACCGUACCUUCGAACGCCGACGUCUACAGCUCUCCCCCGGAUAAUCCCGUCCCAUCCGCCGGAACGUUCCGUCAAGACAUCUACGAAGAGAUGAGACUCAUAGUCAACUUCUUAGCUCACAACAAAGCUCCCUUCACAGUCAACAUCUACCCUUUCCUCAGCCUUUACCUAAGCAGCGACUUCCCUUUCGACUACGCCUUCUUCAACGGCCAGAACACCGUCAACGACAACGGCGUCGUUUACACUAACGUCUUCGAUGCCAACUUCGACACGCUUUUGGCUUCGCUCAAAGCGUUAGGACACGGUGACAUGGAGGUUAUAGUGGGAGAAGUUGGUUGGCCAACGGACGGCGACAAGAACGCUAACGUCCCAAACGCGGAACGCUUCUACGCGGGCCUUCUUCCGAAGCUAGCUGCGAACAGAGGAACACCCAUGCGUCCCGGUUACAUCGAAGUGUAUCUCUUCGGAUUCAUCGACGAAGAUGCGAAGAGUAUAGCUCCUGGGAACUUCGAGCGUCACUGGGGGAUAUUCAAGUACGAUGGCCAGCCGAAGUUUCCGGCUGAUUUGUCAGGGGAAGGACAGAAGAAGGCCUUGACGGGAGCUCAGAACGUUCAGUACUUGCAGAGCCAGUGGUGUAUGUUGAAUCCUAACGCGAUUAGUUUCAGUAACAGUACUAACCAGCUUGGAGAUAACGUGAACUACGCGUGUACUUUCUCUGACUGUACCGCGUUGGGGUAUGGUUCCUCUUGUGGGAAUCUUGAUGAGGUUGGGAACGCGUCGUAUGCGUUCAAUAUGUAUUUUCAGGUGCAGAAUCAGAAAGCAGAGGCGUGUGACUUUGAAGGGCUUGCGAUGAUUACUACUAGGAAUAUUUCUAGAGAUCAAUGUAACUUCCCUAUACAGAUUGGCGAUCCAACGUCAGGGCAUUGUAUGUAUGGUUCUAGUGUCCGGUUCGGUCUGGUUAGUAUGUUACUGCUCUUUAUGGGACUAUGA